UUAUUUUCUGUUUUUACAAAAUUCCAAUGACAUGACAUUCCUCAAGCUCAUCAACAUAAUUUAGAACGUGCUUUAAGUAAUCACAGCUCAGAACUCUGAUGUGUGUGAUGUCACAUUCCCUGUUGCUUGCAGAACUCUGGGAAUCUCAGACCCAGAGACUCACACCAGUCAGAGACUUUCAUCAGAUAUCACUGUAGUUCUGGACUUAUUGUGUUGGAAAACCUAAUAACUUCAUUAUUGCGAUAUCUUGGAGAAAGACUCUGCUACGGAGAAGGCCAGGACCUGUCGUGAAGCUGCACUCAGUAGAGAGAGAAUGAGCGACAGCCGGACGCCGCCACAGAAGCCUGCAGAGGACGCCAAGACCAGGAGGAUGAAGAGGAAGGCCAGUCCGGACCAGGGCAACCCGAAGAGGAGUAGGAUCUCUGGUUCCGGAUCCAGAAAGCCUGAGGAGGCAGUCCCAGACGCGGUCAAGGCACCGCUGAAGAGGAAGAGGGGACUACUGAGAGAUGACCUCAACGACCCGAUGGAGGGCUGCAGCCAAGAUGUGGACCAGAGGCCCAAGAAGGUCGCCAGGAGGAGGACUCCCCCGAAAGCCACGGAGCUGAACGGUAAGGCCGGCAAAGAUGGCGAGAAACCGGGCGGGAAGAGGAAGAGGAAGGCUGCCACUGAUGCCGAGGAACCGAGCCAGAAGAGGCAGAGGAGCGAGGAGGAGGAGAAAGAGCCCAAAGAGGUUCCCACCAGACAGCUGCUGUCUGCAGACGCUCAAAAGGCACAAUUUGGGGCCAAAUACAAGCAGCAGAAACUUCUUGGUCAAGGAGGCUGUGGAUCUGUGUUUGCUGGCUAUCGCAGAUCAGAUAAAUUGCCAGUAGCCAUCAAACACGUUGAGAGAGACAAAGUGCUGGUCAAACAUGUGGAUGACAGCGGGAACCGGGUCUCCGUGGAGGUAGCCGCGAUGUUAAAGCUUGCGGAUGCAACAAACGGACCAGUGGGGACGUCGGCCACCAUAUCCCUGCUGGACUGGUACGACCUGGACCACAAGCUGAUCCUGGUCAUGGAGAGACCGGUCCCCUGCAUGGACCUCCUGGGCUACACCCAGAAAAACGGAGGCAGACUCCAGGAGGAAGAGGCCAAGAUCAUCAUGAAACAACUAGUUGAUGCGGCGCUAGAACUUCAGGAGAACCACAUCUUUCAUCGGGACAUCAAGGUGGAAAACAUCCUGAUUGAGACUGGCUCCGAUGUGCCACGAGUUCGUCUCAUCGACUUUGGACUGAGCUGCUUUGUCAAGAAAGGUUCUUUUUUCCGCACCUUCUAUGGAACUGCAGCUCACAUCCCCCCAGAGUGGUAUGUCCGGUCCAGGUACACGGCCGGGGCCACCACGGCAUGGCAGAUGGGAGUGGUUCUGUUUGAAAUACUCCACAGCACUGAGCCGUUUGAGACCGUGAGGUUUGCAGGAAGGAAGCUGAAAAUAUGUAAGUAUCUUUCACAGAGCUGCCAGGAUUUCUUACGGAAGUGUUUGACCAUUGACCCCAAGGAUCGCAUCACCCUGCAGCAGCUCCAGAAACACCAAUGGCUCAGAUAAACCAUCACACACACACACACACACACACACAUUUUAUGCCUCCUUUCCACACAGCCCUACAUGUUAUUUGUCACCAAUGCAUGUUCUUCCCGUGUCACGUUGGGUUCUCUCCGGGUA
Molecule: messenger RNA, 1696 nt
Organism: Centropristis striata (black sea bass)
Lineage: Eukaryota; Metazoa; Chordata; Actinopteri; Perciformes; Serranidae
Product: serine/threonine-protein kinase pim-1-like
Exons: 7
Coding region: 314-1579 (421 amino acids)
Biological process (GO): protein autophosphorylation; regulation of mitotic cell cycle; negative regulation of apoptotic process
Cellular component (GO): cytoplasm
Molecular function (GO): ATP binding; protein serine/threonine kinase activity
Source: RefSeq, a predicted model, not a curated record